This is a messenger RNA of Geosmithia morbida, 2064 nucleotides long. Its product is annotated as tRNA(Ile)-lysidine synthase TilS/MesJ. Bases 1 to 2064 code for a protein of 687 amino acids. The record is from RefSeq and is a predicted model, not a curated record. NCBI's taxonomy places the organism in Eukaryota, Fungi, Ascomycota, Sordariomycetes, Hypocreales, Bionectriaceae. Gene Ontology annotation, molecular function: ATP binding; ligase activity, forming carbon-nitrogen bonds. Gene Ontology annotation, biological process: tRNA processing. The transcript has a single exon.
AUGGGGUCCAGGUCGCCCACCAGGUUCCUCAACAGCGUGACCCGGCCCGUUGCUGUGCUCGACUUCAAGGAGUCCCUGGACGCGAUAUGCCGUCCCCAAUUCCCGGCCGCCAGCUGGGCCCAGCGCCGGGUGCCCGUCCUGGCCAUCAGCGGCGGCGUCGACUCCAUGGCCCUGGCCUUUCUCUUCUCCGAGCUCCAAAAGACCUUUCCCGGUCUGCAGCUGGGCAGCUACCCCACGCACCCCGCCUGCGCCGUCACCGUCGACCACAGCCUCCGACCCGAGAGCGCGGACGAGGCAAGAGAGGUGGCGCGCACCGUGCGGGGGAUGGGCAGCAUCAAGUCCAUGGUGCGUGCCAUCCGGUGGAGGGAUCUUCGGAGGCGAGGGAUCGACCCGGCCACUCUGCCCAACAUCGAGAGCCUGUCGCGCCGUCUGCGCUACCGGUGGCUGGGCCUGACGUGCCGGGCGCUCAAGAGCCCGUUCCUAUUCACCGCGCACCACGAGGACGACCAGUACGAGACGCUGCUGAUGCGCCUGCUCGCAGGUCACGGCUACCGCGGUCUCCAGGGCAUCCGCUCCGCAAACGACAUGCCCGAGACGGACGGUAUCUACGGCGUCCAUAAGAGCGGCCUGCUGGUCGACCAGAAGAGUCCGCAGCCGCUGGUCAACUUCCGUCCCACGGUGCGCGAGACCAAGAAGCUCCGCCACAUCUUCACGGACGACAAGGACGCCGGCGGCGGCGACGUCAUGCUCGACUGGGACUCCCUGGACGGCAUCCACUUCCACCCGCAGACCCCCCCCGCCAACGAGCCGCUGCUGCCCUACCUCACGCCCCUGAGCACCGAGGAUGGUGGCGUCCAAGUCUACCGGCCGCUCCUGGGCUUCGGCAAGGACCGCCUGCGCGCCACCUGCGAGGCCAACGGCAUCCCAUGGUUCGAGGACAGCACCAAUCAGGACGAGACCAUGACGCGCAGGAACGCCGUCCGCCACCUGGUCGGGAACUACACCCUGCCCCGGGCCCUGCAGAAGCCCGCCGUCCUCGCCAUGUGCCAUCGGUCCCAGAGGCGUCGGCGUCUCGAGGAAGCCGAGGCCCGGCGUCUGCUGGUGCGUGCCGCCGUGGCCAGGGACUUUGACUCGUGCGCCGGCACCCUCAUCAUCGACCCCCCGACACUCGGCGCCCGAGACAUCGGCAGCGGCAGACCCAGGCGGCUGCACGACGAUGCGCGGAGGGAAGCACGCAGGCCGCACCAGCGGCUCAUCGCCGCCCUGGCAACCCGCCACCUCAUGAGCUUCGUCACCCCCGAGAAGAGUCUACCGGCCCCAUCGACGGUAGGCACCGUGGUAGACCGUCUAUUUCCGGACCUAGCCCCCGAACCGCCAACAGGCGCCCCGGCCGCCUUCUCCUUCUCAGGCGUGCUCUUCGACCCCAUCGUCAGACCAGGCACGCCGACGAAAUGGCUCCUAUCCCGCGCACCCUACAGGUCCAGCCUCCCAGCGCCGGACUUCUCCGUCGACUGGCGGGACUGCAGCACCCCGCCGCCCACGGACGAGGAAUCGACGUCGGGCCUCCUGGACACGUGGGCCGAGAAGUCCCACGGCUGGCGCCGCCUGGUCCACCCCAAGAUGUGGGACGGCCGGUACUGGAUCUCCCUCGCCAGCUGCGUAUCCGAGCGCUUCCAUGUGCGCCCCUACCGGGCCGACCGCGCGCGCGAGUUCCGCGCCUCCCUGCCGCCCAAGACGCGCGCCCGCCUGGAGGACCUGCUGAAGCACUACGCCCCCGGCAAGGUGCGCACCACGCUGCCGGCGCUGUACAGGGCCGACACCGGGUCGGGCGACGAGAGGGAGAGGGUGAGGGAUGAGCACCUCGAGAUGCUGGCCCUGCCGUCGCUGGGCAUACGGCUCGACGGACUGGACCGAUGGGUCAAGUACGAGAUCAGCUACAAGAAGGUCGAUGCUACGCUGCUGGGCGGUGGCAGGGGCACGUCUUCGCGUGGUCCGCUUGUCGGAUACCGGGGGACUGUGGGACUGUCCAGGCGGAGGAGGUUGCAGAGGAUGCGGCAUCCUUGA